CUAAAGUGUGGAACUACAACUCUGUAGUUUUUCGCAGCUACAGCUCUGUAGUAUAGAUCGAAAGGUCACUGAGUGCCUUCUUUUGGCACCGACUAAUGUGAUACAAUAAAAAGCACACCAGAAUGACGAGGACUAUGACACUUGCAUAGGAGAGAAGCAGAGCAGAUGACACUUGCGUAACAAAGAAGCAAAGCAGAACGCUGAUCGCACUCGUCACCGCAUGGAGUCGCCUACAGCGGCGUCUUUGCCGCUGAACCCGCUUGUUGAAUCAAGUUUGACUCGGGAACACACGGCCGGAUCUUUGUCCCCGCAGGGAUGGCGAGGCCCGCGGGGAAAUUUCGCCCCAGACGGCGCCGUAGAUCCAUUCCAGCGAAUCCCGCAGUGUUAAGGCUACCUCUAGUAAAGCGAAUACCCAUAGAUCCAUUCCAGCGAAUCCCUCUAAGGCUACCUCUAGUAAAGCGAAUACCCGUAGAUCCAUUCCAGCGAAUACCUCUAGUAAAGCUUUUCCGGAAGUAGGACAUCUUGAUCCUUGGCUUCUUUUCCAAGGAAACUGGCGACGUGGUAGCUCUAACAGUAUGAGGAAACCUUGUUCACCACUUGUGCUGGCCUCAUUAAUCUGGACACGGGAGCCCCCGAUGUCGAACUCUUACGCGACGCAACACAGCUGAUGGGCCUCGCGGCGGCGGAGCUGGUGGCCGAUUCUGCGACCUUCUAUGGAACAAGUACGCAGUCUCAGACGACAGGUAGUCCCAGCAGCAUUACCAGCAACCUUGCGAGCAACAACAUAAAAAAAGGACCCGCGACGGCGUUGCAGUACGGACCUACGCAGGGAACCUUGUCCUAUCGUUGCGAGCUAGCUGCAUUCUUGAAUGAGCAGUACGGGGUAGCGCCAGGGAAUAGAAGCACGGGGACACAGGAAGUAGAAGAUGCCCUAGUCGACCACCAUCAACUGCAUUCCAGAGUGAACGAAUCCGAGCUUUUCCAAACCAACGGUGCCACAGGGGG
Messenger RNA from Amoebophrya sp. A25, 1005 nucleotides. The record is from the annotation of a GenBank genome assembly. NCBI's taxonomy places the organism in Eukaryota, Dinophyceae, Syndiniales, Amoebophryaceae.